Molecule: messenger RNA, 1901 nt
Organism: Oryza sativa Japonica Group (Japanese rice)
Lineage: Eukaryota; Viridiplantae; Streptophyta; Magnoliopsida; Poales; Poaceae
Product: F-box protein At5g49610
Molecular function (GO): protein binding
Source: RefSeq, a predicted model, not a curated record
UACUACUGAAGUGCAACGACAUUGCCACAUUGGGAUGCCUCGCCGCCGCUUCUAGGUCUUCUUCUCGGUGACCGGCGAGGCAGCCGGCGCGGCUUUGCCGGCGAGGGCUAUAGGUUGCCGGCACGUGCGACCUGCUCCGUAGCGAGCGCACGGGGGGCUGCCGUGACUGAGCAGCCGCACCGCGCGGCAAUUAAUGCUUCGUGCCUCCCAGUGAGCUGCCUUGAUCGAUUUUUACUUCUUUGUCAUUUCGAUGUUUCUGUUCGGGUAAUCCAAUCCCCAUGUUCUGCUCUUGCCGGCGAAUCCCCUUCUCUUCGCGGAUUGCAGGCUGACACCCUCUCCGCAGCUUCACCCGAGAUGGAGGAUCUCCCCAUGGGGCGGCGGAACCCGGCGGCCAGCCUCACCGACGACCUCGUCGUCGAGAUCCUCCGCCGCCUCCCCGUCCGCUCCGUGUGCCGCUUCAAGCGCGUCUGCCGGUCCUGGCGCAACCUCAUCGCCGACCGUGAGCACCGCAAGAAGCUGCCGCAGACGCUGUCCGGCUUCUUCUACAAAAGCAUCAGCGGCGAGCGCUGCCCUUGCUCGGCGCACCACUUCACCAACGUCUCCGGGAAAGGGGUGCCUCUCAUCUACCCGUCAUUCUCCUUCCUGCCCCAGUGCGACACGGUCGUCCCCUUGGACUGCUGCAAUGGCCUCCUCCUCUGCCGCUGCUUCCAGCCCGGGCCUAACAACAGCGAUGAUGAGAUUGAGCCGUUCCAUUAUGCCGUGUGCAAUCCUGCGACCAAGGAAUGGGUGAUGUUGCCGGAUGCCGACUGGGCUAAUGGCGAGACCCGCAUUGCCUGCCUGUGUUUCGACCCAGCAAUCUCCUCGCAUUUCCAUGUUCUUGAGUAUGUGGAGGCUGAAUAUGAAGAUGUCACGGGGGUUGAGAUCUACUCUUCCGAAACUGGGUUGUGGACUCUUCAUGUGAGUGGAUGGGGCGAUGAUGUGUUUCUAAGGCAUUGGGCCAAUCCGAGAAGUGUUUUCCUUAAUGGUUUUCUGCAUUCUGCUACGUGUGCUGCUGAGAUUGCGGUGGUUGACAUGGAGGGGAAGAAAUGGAGGACCAUUGCUAUGCCGGAGCCUGAAGGUGAUACUGGCAUAAUUCAUCAAACUCAGGGUCGCCUAUGUGCUUUUAAUGUUGAUCCAGAUGACAUCUUCAAACUGUCAAUUUGGAUUCUUGAAGAUUAUGAUACAGAUAAUUGGAUAUUAAAGCACACCGUUAGCUCCUUGAGGCUGUUUGGAGGGAAGAAAUAUCAGUUUGGAUUUGACUACCAAAUAAUUGUGGUUCAUCCAGAAUGUAAUUUGAUAUUCUUUGUUUAUGGAUGGGACAAAACGUUGAUGGCAUAUGAAAUGGAUCGCAAGGAAGUGCGUGUUAUACGCAAUCUUGGACAUGACUCCUCGGAUCCAUAUCUACCGUAUGUUCCACUCUUUUAUGAGUCAUUUGCAGAUGGGCGCUAACAUGCAGAGCGUCGGCUCCACUUUUACUACUGCGAAAACAUCCUUUUGCACUAGGAGAACCAAGCUUAGAGUGGGCAGAAAGCCAUUCUCUAGUACAAGGAUUUAGCAAGGUCUGUUUUAUUGUACUUGAAUUAAGAAGUCAGAUGGUAGUACUAGUACUAUGUAGAUUGUCUUUUGGAAGGUUUGUCCUGUUACUCUGAAGGUUGUCUUGUUUUAUUCUACUGGUGUUUACCCUAUUAUAGUGAAGCUUUGAUGUAAUAUGCUAACACUGAAAGGUCUUUUGACUGUAUCAGCACAAUCUGUUUAGGGUACUGUGACAGUGUGACUAAUGUUUUGAAUGUUGGAGCACACCACAUAUGUACUUCCUGUUUUCAUCAUUCUUUUUAUUUUUUUAUUCUUUUCUUUAGUGCUUC